Molecule: messenger RNA, 7221 nt
Organism: Triplophysa rosa
Lineage: Eukaryota; Metazoa; Chordata; Actinopteri; Cypriniformes; Nemacheilidae
Gene: cables2a
Product: Cdk5 and Abl enzyme substrate 2a
Exons: 9
Coding region: 930-2438 (502 amino acids)
Biological process (GO): regulation of cell cycle
Source: RefSeq, a predicted model, not a curated record
AUACUAAAGAUUUGUAAAAACAAAUGUUAAGCGUCAAGGAAAUUAAUUAAUUUUAAGAUGAAUCACAGUCGCACCACAUGACAUUUUUAAAGGUUAUGUCCAAUUCAUAGAUGAAAAACACUAAAAUCACUUAAAAUUUUGAUUUGCAUUUAUGUGUACACCAAAUUCUUAAUGUUUGAAUAACUGCAAUAGAUAUUAGAAUAUUAAUAGAUACCCUUAUACAUCAUUGACCCCCCCCAAAAAAAUACGUACAUAAUCCAUAUCUAAACGAAGUAUGCACAUACCUUAAAUUCAUUUAACUUCAGAAAUUCCACGUUAGGAAUCAAUUAUUUGGAUGACGAAAUUCCUAGCCAUCCGUUUCAUCCUACACAUUAAAGUCCCAGUGAAAUUAUAAAAAACAAUUCUUAUUUUUUCAUGAAAUAUUUCAGUGUUUAUAGUAAAUAGCUCAUCAAUGUGGGUCAUUUUCUUUUUAAAAUUCAUGUAGCCUCAUAAUCUUCAAUUAAAAUCUGAAAAUGCACUUCCGCCCUGAAAUGACAAUCAAUCUCAAAUGACAUAAAUUAGACGGCUUGGCCGGAGCAUCCGUUAACUCCUCCCCCUCAACUGUCAGUGUGCUGCCAGUUUCAUUUCAAAAUAAAUGCAACAGCUGAUUUUACACAUCCAAUCAAUUCGCGGUGAAAACGCAAGCCACGCCCACUUAUUUUUCUGAAAUUCCUUUUGCCUCCGAAAUGUGUCGCAACUUCCGGUUCACGUGGAUUUAAAAAAACGAUGAAUGUACAAAUUUAUGAACCAAUACAUUUCGACCAAUCAGUGGUAACAGAGGGUUAUUCGUAUGCAUACUUCAGAAAUGUAGACCAAUAAUAUGUCAGUGGGCGUGGCCAAAGACUCAACCGGUCUGGUGGCGGUGUCUGCUUUUAGAUUUUCACAGUAGAAUGGCGGCCGCAGCCUGCGGUGCUCGCGGUUGUCCCAAAGCUAAUACAGCCAAACCACUCAAAGAGCACAUGCGAAAAAGCCGGGACUCUCGUCGUAGACAAGCGGCCCUGUUGUUUCUGAACAACAUAUCUUUAGACGGACGACCGGUUUACAAUCUAAACAACGGCGUUGUUGGCCCCAGGGAAGCCGAGAACCAGUGCGUGGAUGUCGCAGCGUCGGCGCCGACGGGUCCCCCUCUGUCGACAACCAGCAGCUAUGGAACCUACACUCAAGUGUCAGUCUCUGUUAGCGGCGAAUCUGCGACCCCCUUACCGAGGACUAACACCCACCCUGCUCCUCUGAGCCCCCCGACAUUUAGUCAAGGGAGUAGCGACGUUUUCACGGAGGAUGUACGAGCAGAUCCUUUGUCGGUUCAGGGACCCCCCCUUUCCCCGACUUCUGGACCGCUGAAUCCAUUUUCUGGAGCCGGCAAAUCACCCAUCCAGUUCCCGGGAUCUACCUCUGUACCUGAUCCACGACAAAGGACACGUAACCUCUCUGGGUCUCCGGGGCCUAAGGUUUCCAAGAAGGUGCACUUCAUCAAGAAUAUGAGACAGUAUGAUACUCGAGGGAGCAGGGUUGUGCUGAUCUGUGCCAAGAGAUCCCUAUGUGCUGCUUUCUCUGUAUUGCCUUAUGGAGAGAGUUAUCACAUCAGUGACUCAAAACUAGAAGGCCAGAAACAGAGACAUUCUUCCGGUGGGGUAGUUGAUAUGGUCCCAGGACUCGAGGGGGUGGAGGUGGACUUUGGAAAGACUGUGUCGUACGCACGCUUCCUACUCCCAACGAAUGCCCUGGUCCGGCAGAAAAGCAGUGGGCUGCCUGAAACCAUUUUGGGUCAGACCCUCAUGUCACGAAACCGCAUCAACACCCAAAAGAACUUCACACCCUCCCGAAUCAGCAGUAUGGGCCAAGAUACUGGUGUGGACGAGCUAUCAGACUAUGACCCAAACUUACUCAGCGACCCCCAGUGGCCUUGCGGGAAGCACAAGCGAGUCUUAAUUUUUGCGUCCUAUGUGACAACGGUUAUCGAGUAUGUAAAACCAUCUGACUUGAAGAAAGACAUGAAUGAGACAUUCAAGGAGAAGUUUCCUCAUAUUAAACUGACUCUCAGCAAGAUCAGAAGUUUGAAAAGGGAGAUGCGAUCUGUGAGUGAAGAGUGUGGGCUACAGCCGGUUACCAUAGCGAUGGCCUAUGUUUACUUCGAGAAGCUGGUUCUGCAGGGGCGACUGAAUAAACACAACCGAAAGCUGGUGUCUGCCGCUUGCGUUUUACUGGCGGCCAAGAUUAGCAGUGACCUCAAGAAACACGAGGUCAAGCAAUUGAUGGAUAGGUUGGAGGAGCGUUUUCGGAUAAAUCGCAAAGAGCUGAUUUCACUAGAGUUCACUGUUCUGGUUGCCCUGGAGAUGGCACUCUACCUUCCAGACAGCAAGGUCAUGCCCCACUAUCGCAGACUGGUACAGCAGGUCUAAACCAUAGAGGACCCUAUUCAACCAAUCCCAGAUCAGUUGUUUUUUCUCCACUCCCUUUUUCACUUCCAUCAUGUAACUGAUUUUAUAAAUCACAUGGAGGCUUACUUCAAAUACUGAUUUACAUAUUUUUUCCCAUUUCGCUUUUUUUAUAGAAAAACUACAUUUAUCGAAGACUUUUUAAUCAAAAAGGUAUUUUCUUCAUGUGUUUACUUAUUUAUGCAAUAUUUUUGUUAUGGAUGACAUUAAUUUUAUUUUAAUUCAUAAUUUAUGUGUUUUGAAUAUAUAUGUUUUUUUAUUCUUUGGGGCUAGGAGUUCUUUUGUACUUUUUUGGGGGGGGGGUGGAGCAUUCCGAUGCGUAUCCAGCCAGACACUCUAUGUUAGAGAUGACAUUUAACUGGCACAUUUAUUGUGCUUCUCUAGUGGGUUUUUUGUAGUCAUCAAACAUUCACAGAGUAUACACCUUGAUUUUAGAGUGAAAUUGUAUUUUUCAAUGAGACAAUAAAUUGAUAGUGUUGAAUGUAAAAAAGAUUACAAAUUUAAUUUUAAUGUGUACGUGCCAUUUUAAAUAGUAUGUAAAAUGUUUGAAGAAACUGAACUGUUUACCAGUUUUUUAUUUAUAGUUACAGAUGUUUUUAAAUUUGAAUUGUUAUAUUCUUUAAAGAGAUGGUUAACCCAAAAAUGAAAAAUUUGUCAUAAUUUACUCUGCCUUAAGUUAUUCCAAACCUUUAUACAUUUCUUCGUUCUUUUGAAAGCAAAAGAAGAUAUUUUGAAGAAUGUUGGAAACCAAACAGUUCUGGGGCACCACUGACUACCAUAGUAGUUUUUUUCUUCUGUAGUAGUCAAUAGUGCCCCAGAACUGUUUGGUUAGAAACAUUCUUUCAAAUAUCUUUCUUUGUGUUUAGAACAGUAAGUUUUAUACAGAACCAGGCUGAGUAAAUGAUGACAAAAUUUCCAUUUUUGGCUGAACUAUCCCUUUAAUGCAGCUUUGAGAAUUAUCAUAAUGAAAUCUGUUUUAUUUGAGGUUACUACUGUAUUCUGUUUGCCGUUUGUCAAAUGUGCAACAUGCUCCAAACUGUAGCUUUUACAAAUGUAUAUUAAGCUGUUGUGUAUUUGGUCACUGAGAAAACCUUACCUCUGUGACCAAAGUUGUGUGGUUUAUGUUGUGCAGUUUUGAAUAUGAGAUAACCUUUAUCAAUCUUUUUUAUCAGUGUUCAUAAAUGGUGUCUUAUCUUUUCCCCAAUGUCCUGCAAUCCCUCUGAAAUACUAAUAUGCUUCAGACCUAUGUUUGCUUUUAAACCUGCACAGUACCACAGUGUGGAGCAUUAUCACACUUUCACUAUGCAACAUUUUUUAUUCGUACAUCUGUUUUUAAAUCAGCCUUUGAUUUAUGAAUAACAGACAUUUCACUCCUAAAGAAGCUACAGUUGGUAAUAAAGCAAUAAUCCACAAGAGGUUAUGGGUUACUUUGAGUUUACUACAGAAAAGGGGCAACAUGAAGAGUGUCAAACCACCUUGCCUGUAGUAAAAUCACAGUUAUGCACAGACUCAAGUGGCUUAUUGCUUUUAAAGUCGGCAUGAAAUAAAAAAUGCAAAUUCUAAUUGUUUUACACAGUGGUACAAUAUUUAUAAUAAAUUAUUUAUCUGUGCACAUUAUUUUUUUAAUCUUUAAUCAAAAACGUUAACCUCCUCUCCCCUCGAAACGACUUCUCUAACUUCUGGUCACGAGGAAUGGCGCGAGGGCGGGGCUGCAAUGACUGACUGAUUGCAAAGUGGCAGUCAAAUCUGCUACCAUUUUGUUGGCAACGCCCAACUUUCAACGAUCCAAUCAGUUCUCCAUGGAUGAAAUCAAGUCCCGCCCUACAUUUUUUUCUCAUUUCAGAAGUAGUUUCACUUGGGUAUAUGUCGCAAUACGGAAGAAAGACAAUUGCUACUUCCAUUUCAUGCCGAUUUUAAAUAUGGUGCCAAAAGCAAUUAUGAUGAACAUAAGCGUUAGAUUAAUAAUUAAUAAUCUGGCUACCAAUAUACUUUAUUUUUCUUACUGUAAGCCGAACACAAUGAAUACAUAAUGUGGUGGGGCAUGUGUGGUUUUGUUUCCAAAUUGACUCAUCCAAUUAGAAUUCAUGGUCAGAAUUAUUGGUUUGUUUAAAAAAUAUAUUGGAGUUUCUUAAUAAAAUAAAGCACAUGGCCUCCAUCUAGUGGUGGUCUUUUUAAUGUGACAGCUCUGUAUGUGGUGCAUCUGCAACUUCCCCUCAGGGCUGAGACAGAAAAUUUGUGAGAAAGCAACUGGAUCGGAGCGAAUUAUUGUAAUUGUACUUCACUUAUACUGUAACGUGUAAAUCGUCACUGAACUUUGAAGAAUGAAGUGCCUUUUAGCAGUACUAUUUUUUUACAAAUCCACCACAGUAAUCACAUUGAGACAUUUUUUGAAAAGCAUGUGGGUUUAGAUAAGGUUUCAAAAAACGUGUGUGUUUAUAGAAACUGUGUGUGUAUGUGAGAAUACAUCGUUUCCUGUAAUACUUUCGUGGAUGUUUUCUGUGGAUCUAGAAUGGUACAAGCACUGUGAGGGUAUCUGUGACAUUCUGCAUGAGAAACCAGUUUUGUUUUGUGAGUGUUGCUGAAUAUAAAGUCCUUCCAAAGUUUAUUUAUUUUUAUUUCCUUUUUUACAGUAUGUCAAUGACUGAAAUGUACUUUGGACCGUUUACUGAUCUUGUGCUGUGUGGAUACUGUGGAUCAUUAUCUGGUAUUAUGUUUGCUUCACUGGCCUAUGGCUGCAAAUAAAACUCCUUGUUACAAAUAUGGUAGAACAAUAACUUCAACUACUAAAGAUGCGUUUCUCGAUAAUCUGCCUGAAUUGUCUCAAAUCUCUAGCAUGAGAAAUAACGUUGAAGAUUUGGACAUUACCGUUGAAAAUUUUAACUCCACCUUCUCGGAAAUGCUAGACACAGUUGCUCCUCUACGUUUAAAGAAGAUUAAAACUGGCAGCCCAACACCGUGGUAUAAUGGGACACACUCAGGCUCUAAAGAAAGCGGCCCGAAAAAUGUAGAGCAACUUUAAGAAAACUAAAUUAGAGGUAUUUCGUAUAGCAUGGAAGGAUAGUAUUCGAAAAUACAGGAAAGCCCUAAAAACGUCUAGAUCCGCCUACUUUUCAUCACUAAUAGAAGAAAACCAGCACAACCCUAGGUUUUUAUUUAACUAAAAUUAAAUUAACUAAAAAAUAAAUUGUCAGCGACUUCAGAUUCUGGAUAUCAGCAGAACAGUGAUGAAUUUAUGAACUACUUCACAAAUAAAAUCCAAGAUAUUAGAGAAAAAUUAUAACAAUCCAACCAGAAGUGAAACCCGCUGAAUAAACUAACUACAGCGCCCCUAAGGAGAAAUUGCAAUUAUUUUCUACCGUAGAUCACGAUGAACUGUCUAAAAUCAUUAGAUCAUCUAAAUCAACAACAUGAAUGAUAGACCCUAUAUCUACAAAUCUACUCAAAGAGAUGCUCCCAGAAAUUAUAGAUCCUCUUCUUAGUAUUAUUAACUCAUCUCUGACAUUAGGACAUGUGCCUAAAGCAUAUAAGGUGGCUGUUAUAAGGUCCCUUGUCAAAAAACCCCAACUCAACCCUAGAGAACUAGGGAACUACAGGCCUAUAUCGAAUCUACCUUUCAUAUGUAAAGUUCUGGAAAAAAGUAGUUUCAACUCAAUUAUGCUCCUUCCUCCAAAGGAAUGACAUCAAUGAAGAAUUCCAGUCUGGAUUUAGAGCAUGUCACAGUACAGAGACUGCUUUGAUCAGAGUUACAAAUGAUCUGCUAUUGGCGUCUGACUGAGGUUGUAUCUCGUUAUUGGUGCUGCUAGACCUUAGUGCUGCAUUCGACACCAUUGACCACAGCACACUCCUACAUAGACUCGAAAAUUACGUCGCCAUUAAGGGAAUAGCUUUGAAAUGGUUUAAAUCUUAUUUAUCCGACCGUUUUCAAUUUGUAGCAAUAAACAAUGAGGUGUCACGCAAAUCGCAAGUCCAGUACGGUGUACCACAGGGCUCAGUCUUAGGGCCUCUGCUCUUCACAUUAUACAUGCUACCUCUAGGAGAUAUAAUAAAGCGACACAGAGUUAGCUUUCACUGUUAUGCUGAUGAUACUCUACUUUAUAUUUCCUCGAAGCCUCAUGAAACACAGAAGUUCCAUCGAAUAAUAGAAUGCAUAGGCGAUAUAAAAAAACUGGAUGAGUAACAACUUUUUUUACUGAACUCGGACAAAACAGAAGUGUUACUUAUUGGACCGAAAACCACCAUACGUAACAACCAAGAAUACUGCUCAACUAUUGACGGAUGUUCCAUAAAACCCUCGUCGUCAGCAAAGAAUCUUGGCGUUCUAUUCGAUAGUAAUCUGUCAUUUGAGAGCCACGUCGCCAACACCUGUAAAAUUGUGUUUUUCCAUUUUAAGAAUAUAUCUACACUACGUCAUAUGCUGUCAAUGUCAGAUGCAGAGAAGUUAAUUCAUGCAUUCAUGACAUCAAGACUAGAUUACUGUAAUGCACUGUUAGGUGGUUGCCCUGCAGGCUUAUUACAAAAACUCCAACUGGUCCAAAACGUGGCAGGUCGAGUUCUUACAUGUACAAAAAAGUAUGCACAUAUUAGCCCGGUUCAGUCAACCUUGCACUGGUUACCUAUAAAGCAUCGCAUUAACUUUAAAAUCUUGCUUAUUACCUAUAAAGCCCUAUAUGGUUUAGCUCCUCAGUACUUGAAUGAACUCCUCUUGUAUUACAGUCCUUCACGUGCAUUAUGCUCUCAAAUGCUAUUA